Messenger RNA from Lachancea meyersii CBS 8951, 2382 nucleotides. Lineage: Eukaryota; Fungi; Ascomycota; Saccharomycetes; Saccharomycetales; Saccharomycetaceae. The record is from the annotation of a GenBank genome assembly.
AUGCAGCGCACGUUUUUACCCUUGGAACCACAUGGGCUUGAUUGCCACCCGAAAAAAAGACAUAAAAGCACUAGUGACCAAGGGUCCGGAUCCACAACCAAUACGACAUUCCCGGGGGGAAAGCUGAUCUCUGACCACAUCAGCCUAGUUUCUCAUCAUCAAAUGGCGGUUCUACUGGAAGAACACGACAAACAACCACUACCGCACUGUGAUGAGGUAUUUCCCUGGUUGCACGGCUACUCUGGCUCCAAAGAACCCCCUCGUGGAUAUCGCUGGACAGCCGUCAUUCGUUCACAGCCACUUUCCCAUGGCAUGAUCGAAAAUUCAGGACUUUUGAAGUCGUCUCUCGAUCCACACGAGUUUCUGAUGGCCUGGGAUCAUCGCAAACACUCUUUGGAAUCUGUUAUUCAGGAUGUAGCCAAAAGCGUAACGUUGUCCGACGACGAGCUAAAGCUACUGAUACAUGCAUGUAAAAAAUACAAACUCUUCCCUUUUCUCGUCACAGACGCAGAUGCUCAAGGUAAAUACGGCGCUGGCGCUGCGAAAAACAGAGUUUGCAGCUCUACUCCGACUUCUCAACCAAAUCAAUCUUCAGGGUGGAAACAGCCAGGCAUGUUUCGCAGAUUUGAUCUCCAAGUUGCCAAAUUCAUAGAAAUGUCACACACUUGCGUGGUUUACUGUCUGAACGAAACGCAACAUUGGACCUCUUGUCAUUGCCAAGAGCUCGCUAUGCUUGUAUAUGUGGCCCGCAAAUGCGUUGAUCCACUUGGCGAUUUCAAAAUCGGUAUCUUGAACACUAAAAAAAUCGAUCCAAACUGGUGGGGCACCCGACCCAUGAAAGUCGAGGCGUUACAGAAGGAAAAGGUCACACAGUUGGCAUCAGAUUUUGACGUUGCCUCUUUUAACAAUUGGGAUCGCGAUCUUUUUUACCGCGAGCGUUUGGAGAUCUCCAAGAUGUCCAGUGCCUCUUGUGUGAGCAGCGAAUACUCCACCUGGUGUGGCAAUAGCACCGACUUCGAAAUAUUCAGACUGACCAGUCGUUUAUCAGCGCAUGAUAGCGCGCAGAAUAAUGGACAUAUUGUUACUGGACAUCAAAAUCUGAACACCGUCGUACGACUGCCUAAUCUAGCAACCUCAAAUCAGCGCACAGUAGAUACCCAACUUUUCAAUUUCCCCCAUCCGUCCAAAGAGUGGAAAUUUUUUGUGCAUUGCACUGAGUCCAGUGCUCUUCCCGAGCUCUCAAAAAUCUCGAAGUUACUGAAACAUGUUCAAUCAGAGUUCUCAAUUGAUCACACAGUAAUAUCAUUCCCCAACUCAGGAUCCUUGGGGCUGGGCAAUCUGAACCUGGAUUCUAUCAAGGUAAUCUUAAACACCUGCUACCUUAUCUACUGCGUUGGAAAACUGACAAGUUUUGGAAGUCUGAUAUAUUGCUCAGAUGGCUAUACAGAAGCUUCAUUUUUGUUGGUUGCGUAUUCGAUUUUCGUGUGGGACCUGCCACUCGACCAGGUACUUUUCAAAUUGCACAAGGACGCCCAAAGGCCCUUUUUCCUCUUUCCAGUAGAUUUACAAGUGUUAGGUCAUUUACAGAUAUUGCUGAGAGAACUGAGUCCGAAAAGAAUCAACACCACUACAUCAUGUCUUGAGAUCGAUCCCGACCUCUUCAGUAAGAUGUUCUUCAUAAAAUACCAGGAUAAUUACAACCUGGCUCAAUUGAAGGGCCCCCUCCCAUCUAAGGUACUACCGCAUCUAUACCUAGGAUCAUUGGAGCAUGCACAAAGUCCAAACCUGUUACAGGAGCUGGACAUUACAAACAUUGUAUCGGUGGGUGAAACUAUGCCGUGGCUUUCUACCGCAAUUUCACGCCAAAAGACUCUUAAAGCGAGCCAAAUCAACUACAGUCAAACAGUUCAAAGAUCAAACGUCAGCGUCACAAUGUCAUCGUCUGAGAUAACUCGAAUUGAAGCGAAAUCUAGCAAAAUUGACAAUUACGGCUCGUCAAUAGUGGAAGCAAACGGCUUCAGAGUUCUACAUAUCACCGACGUGGACGACAAUGGUGAAGAUCGCUUGUUGGCGCAAUUGGAUGAAGCUUUGUCUUUCAUCGAUGAGUGCUACAAGCGUGAUGAAAAAGUGCUAGUGCACUGCAUGGUUGGCGUAUCUAGAUCUGCAACUGUUUGCAUCGCAGAGUGCAUGCGACGACUUGACUGCGACAUAUUGAGGGCAUACCUAUACGUGCGCGUUCGUCGACUGAACAUUAUAAUCCAGCCAAACUUGAUGUUCGUUUACGAGCUCUGCAAAUGGCAAGAGGCGCAAGGAAAGCGUCGGACUGUUGACUGGCAUAUUGUAUGUCGUGCAAUAUCUGAACUAAAUCGUAUGUAUUUUUAA